This is a messenger RNA of Salvia miltiorrhiza (redroot sage), 1651 nucleotides long. RefSeq names its product aspartic proteinase PCS1. The coding region runs from base 301 to 1563 and encodes 420 amino acids. Gene Ontology annotation, biological process: proteolysis. The transcript has a single exon. NCBI's taxonomy places the organism in Eukaryota, Viridiplantae, Streptophyta, Magnoliopsida, Lamiales, Lamiaceae. Gene Ontology annotation, molecular function: aspartic-type endopeptidase activity. The record is from RefSeq and is a predicted model, not a curated record.
GAAUUAUAAAUGCACAUAAUAUUUCAAGAUUAAGAUUUUAGAUGUGAGCACGCAAGAAAUUAGAGAUCAAUCUAUUUUUAGUAGUAGCUUUAUAGCAGUCUAGAGGAAUAGUGAUUUUUCUUUGUAUAUUAAUUUGAGGGAAAGCUAAAUGGUGAUUAUUGGAUACAACUAGCCUAUAAUUAGCAAAGUGAAAAGCGCGUCAUUCCCUUUCUUUGGCCGCGCAUUGUUGUUUCAAACCCAUAUAAAUAAAUCCCGUCGCCACACACACACACACACUCACUCCUCUCUCGCUCAUCAAAAAUGACUUGUUGUUCCUCUCUCCUCUUCUUGGCGCUACUGAUGACUUGUUUCCACCUCUCUCUCCAAGAAAACACACUCCAUGGCUCUUUCCCUCUCACUUCAGCUCCCCUGUCGUCCUCUCUUGUAGCGAAGAAAGGCGCGGGGGAGGCGUUCGGGUACAACUACAAGUCAUCCUUCAAGUACUCAAUGGCCCUGAUCGUCUCCCUCCCCAUCGGCACGCCGCCGCAGCCGCAAAAGAUGGUGGUGGACACCGGCAGCCAGCUCUCCUGGAUUCAGUGCCACCGGAAAUCCCCUCGGAAGCAGCCUCCUGCGGCGCCCUUCGAUCCUUCUCUCUCCUCCUCCUUCUCCGUCCUCCCCUGCAACCACCCCCUCUGCAAGCCCCGGAUUCCCGAUUUCAGCCUCCCCACCAGCUGCGACCAGAAUCGGCUCUGCCACUACUCCUACUUCUACGCGGACGGGACGCUGGCCGAGGGCAAUCUGGUCAGAGAGAAAUUCACUUUCUCCGCCUCCCAAACUACUCCUCCCCUGAUCCUCGGCUGCGCCACGGACUCAGGCUCGGGCGAGGCCGAGGGUAUUCUAGGAAUGAACCUCGGGAGGCUGUCCUUCAUUUCCCAGGCCAAGGUGCCCAAAUUCUCCUACUGCGUGCCCCGCCGCGACACGCUCGGCGGUUUCUACCUAGGCCACAACCCCAACUCCCACGCAUUCCAAUACAUUAAACUUUUGACUUUCCCCCAAAGUCAACGCACCCCCAAUUUUGACCCCAUUGCCUACACGGUAGGCCUGGCUGGGAUCAAAAUUGGAGGGAAAAAGUUGAACAUCUCCGCCGCCGCCUUCCGGCCGGACGCCACGGGGUCCGGGCAGACCAUGAUCGACUCUGGCACCCAAUACACUUUCCUAGUGGACAGCGCGUAUGCCAAGGUGAGGGAGGAAGUUGUUAGGCUCGCGGCUCCCAAAUUGAAAAAGGGGUACGUUUAUGGAGGCUCCUUAGAUAUGUGCUUCGACGGUGAUGCGCUCCAGAUCGGACGGCUCAUAGGCGACAUGGCUUUCCAAUUCGAUAACGGUGUCGAGAUUUUGAUCAACAAACAGAGUAUUUUGGAUGAGGUUGGAGGUGGUGUGCAUUGCGUCGCCAUUGGCCGAUCGGAAUCGCUGGGCGUUGCGAGUAAUAUUAUUGGCAAUUUUCAUCAGCAAAAUCUUUGGGUGGAGUUUGAUAUGAAUAAUAGACAAAUAGGAUUUGGAGCGGCUGACUGUAGCAAGUCGGCUUGACCAUCUUCUCAGGAAUUUCAUUUUGUGUAUACUUGUAUAUUAUUGCUGUUACAAAAAAAAUAAAAAUGAAGAAUAAUUUAUUAGAUCA